Nanorana parkeri is the source of this 1042-nucleotide messenger RNA. It is a transcript of the gene DTWD2, whose product is annotated as DTW domain containing 2. NCBI's taxonomy places the organism in Eukaryota, Metazoa, Chordata, Amphibia, Anura, Dicroglossidae. The transcript is spliced from 6 exons. Bases 1 to 1008 code for a protein of 335 amino acids. The record is from RefSeq and is a predicted model, not a curated record.
AUGGCGGAAGAUGCAGUACUGAGCAUUGAAUCCCCUGUAUGCAGUACAGUUCUCCAAAUGACAGUCGGUCAUCGUGACUCUUCUUGUGACAUUGCUAGUGGUGACUCCUGCUUGCUUGUAAAUAACCAGGAUUUAAGUUGCCAGGAGCUGCCAUUAGAACAGCCAAGCAAUGCUCUUUAUAAUGUAGACCUGGAGGAAGUAUUCAGAGAUUCAUGUAAUACAGAUGAAACAAAAGGGUACUUAUCGGAUGAAGAAGCAGCCAUUCAGGGACUGUCUGCCCUUCCUGUGGAAAGCAAUAUAUCCAAAAGAGCCCUUUGUACAAGAUGCAGCCGUCCUCAAAAGGUGUGCCUGUGUCCUUUCCUGCCAGCUCAACCCAUUAACGUUUCCACGUGUUUGUACAUUGUUCAGCAUCCAGCUGAGGAGAGCAGAGUUCUUCGGACUGUACCCUUAUUAGCAGCUUGCCUUUCUAAAGAUAAAUGCAAAGUACUAAUUGGCCGACGUUUUGGUGAAGAAAGAUACCCAGAGCUUGCAGCUGUCUGCAGGAAUCCCAGUACUUUUAUCCUGUAUCCUGGAGCUGAAGCAGCUAAUUUGGAAGAGCUGUCCCUAGCAGCAGAUCAACAGCCACACUCGCUCAUCAUAAUAGAUGGCACAUGGAGUCAGGCCAAAGAUAUAUUCUACAAAAAUUCCCUUUUCCGGCUGCCAAAGCAGGUGCAGUUAAAAACAACUGUAUCGAGUCAGUAUGUUAUUCGAACUCAGCCUACGAACACUUGUCUUUCAACUCUGGAAUGUGCUGCUAUUGCCCUUUCAAUAAUGGAGAAAAACACUGCAAUUCAAGAGGCGAUUCUCCGUCCUCUUCAAGCUCUGUGCUCCUUCCAACUACAGCACGGUGCUCAGAUUCAUCACAGCAAGGAACAUCUACUUAAAAAUGGCCAGUAUAAGAAGCCAAUGCCAAAGAAUAAGAGGAAACUGAAAAGGAUGGAGCUUCUGGUUAACAAUGUCAAAAUUUAGCUUUUCUUAUAAUGUACUAGAGAAUAUUGGUUAU